Anopheles darlingi is the source of this 2472-nucleotide messenger RNA. Its product is annotated as dendritic arbor reduction protein 1. The transcript is spliced from 6 exons. Gene Ontology annotation, molecular function: DNA-binding transcription factor activity, RNA polymerase II-specific; RNA polymerase II cis-regulatory region sequence-specific DNA binding. Gene Ontology annotation, biological process: regulation of transcription by RNA polymerase II. NCBI's taxonomy places the organism in Eukaryota, Metazoa, Arthropoda, Insecta, Diptera, Culicidae. Bases 390 to 2144 code for a protein of 584 amino acids. The record is from RefSeq and is a predicted model, not a curated record.
UUGUGUUUGCUUGUGUGUGUACGUGUGUGUGCUAGUAAGUUUUUGGUGUGACUAAGUCGAAUCGGUUCUUACCACUUACUGGUUUGUGCUGUGCUGUUUCGAUGCUGGAUCUGGAUCUCCCAAUGAAUGAUGAUUGCACGCGUCCAUAUCGCGCGGUCUGGUGAUGUCGUUCAUCGUCAAGUGUGUGGCUAAAUACGAGUUUGAAUCGGUUCCGGUCUUCUUCAACCACUACUGCUACUGCUACUGUUCCUUCUGCUACUGCUACUACUCCUCCUGUUCCUGCUGCUGCUGCUGCAGCAACUCCCGAGCUCAUUCCACGUGACCGCGGACGUGACAUCGCAUCGCCUUAUCGCAGGAUUAUCUUUUUGAUACGUCGUACUGGAAUUUUAAUGGUUUACAUGAAUGGACUUGGCAAUGACCCUCUGUCUGCGAAAGAGGCAGAGGGCCCACCAGUCCAGCUAGAGCCUGUCGACCUGAGCGUCCGUUCGCCACCGAAAGACCUGAAGAGUACCGCCAUACGGAUACGCAGCGGACUACUGAAACGACCUCCUCCACCACUCAUCUCAGCCCCACACCUGCUCGCGUUAAAGCACAAAACAGAAGACCUAUACUUCUCCCUGGCCAAUAACAACAACAACAACAACAGCAUAGAGGAUGACGCUUCAGAUUAUGCGACCGAUUUGGCCACCGGCGAUGGCAAUGGCAGGAAUGUAUCCCCUGCGGCAUUCUCGCCAACCCACGCGCAGCUUCUCACGACGCUGUGUGGUGCGGCAUCGGCGAUGGUGGCCAACAGUGGCGGUGCCGAAGCGAAAACCAAGCACAACAACGGUACCAAGCAGCUCGAGCUGGCAUCACCGCCGGCCGGUGCUGUGGCGCUCAUUCCGGCCGACAACAACAACAGCAUCGGCGUAAGAAACAACAACAAUUACCCGAGCGAUGAAAGCGACGAAACAAAACCGAGUACCUUCCGGGAGGCGUACCAUCAUCCUCUGUACGGUGGUGGCAACUAUUGUGUUCAGCCGCAGCCACCAAGUCCACCUCACCACCAAGCGGAGCAUAAGGCCGCCCUACAGCAGCUGCAUCGCCAUUCGCAACUCUUUCCGGCCCAGUUUGCAGCGGCUGCAGCCGCCGCAGCCGCCUUCUCCGUGCACCACCACCACCACCAACAGCAGCAGCAGCAGCAGCAACAGCAUAAGGAUGAGCUGCUGGCCGGACGAAGCCACUCACCGUUAACGCUGCUCGAUCAGCGACGGUUGCAGGAGCAGCUACAGCAACUGUCGGCGGUCGGGCCACCGGUAUCGAAGCUGCUGCCCGGAUUACCGGGCCAGCUCGCUGCCUCGAUCGCAUCGAUCGCUUCCAGUCUGCCGAAGAUCCAUCCGCUGAGCGAAACGGCGACGGCCGCCUUCCAGCGACUGCUGGAGCAGCAACCGGCCGUGGCCGCGGCCGCACCCAAUUCGCCCGCCAACAGCGGUGCCACGGGAUUGUUUCCGCGGCCGCGCAACAGUGCCGGCCCGAGCCCGGAUCGUUACACCGGCAAACUGACCGAUCUGCGGCAUCGUUCGUCGAACGGGAAUGGUCCAACGGGCGCCGGUGGUACUUCGGACGGUGGCACGGAGAUGGCUGCGGGUUCGGAAACAUCAGCGGCGAGGAAGCGAGGCAACGGUACAACCAGUGGCGGCAGUAGUAGUAGUAGUAGCAGCAGUCAUCAUCCUCGCCAUCACCACCAGCAUCUUCAAUUCAGCUCACCAACAUCACCACCUGCGGGAAGCGUUGGGUUCAGUAGUGGUAGCAGCGCCGCUGACCAGCACCAUGAUCAUCACCACCACCAUCAUCAUCAUCAUCACCAUCAAUCGGGAUUGUCGAUGAAGGGGCUUGCGAAAAACCGCAAAAUCCAUCGCUGUGAUGCAACCGGCUGCGAUAAGAUGUACACCAAGAGCUCCCACCUGAAAGCACACAAGCGAACACACACCGGUGAAAAACCUUACAUCUGCACGUGGGAGGGCUGCGUAUGGCGGUUCGCUCGCUCCGACGAGCUGACCCGGCACUACCGGAAGCACACCGGCCUCAAACCGUUCCGCUGUAAGCUGUGUACGCGCUGCUUCAGCCGAUCCGAUCAUCUGUCGCUGCACAUGAAACGCCAUUGAUCGACGAUCGACCACCGGACCGGGAAUCCCGCCGACCUGUUCUUAUGAGAAACACCACCCCCUGCCCCCCCCCCCCCACCCACCUGUUCCUUGAGCUGCGAAACCCGCUGCGGGCCACCGCGAGGGACCGAAGAACGUUCUGCCAGUAGCGCCGUGCCGUGCAUCGUCGGGCAAAAAAGAAGAAGACAAAAAAAACGGAGAUGCCAGCAACUAUCAAUGAAUCUCAAUACAAUUGUACUACAGGUUAAGUUAUUUGCUAGUUAACGGUUGUUAACGUUCUCUCUCUCUCUCUCUCUCUCUCUCUCUCUCUCUCUCUCUCUCUCUCUCU